Messenger RNA from Lycium ferocissimum, 2795 nucleotides. RefSeq lists its product as uncharacterized. The record is from RefSeq and is a predicted model, not a curated record. Gene Ontology annotation, biological process: transmembrane transport; metal ion transport. The coding region runs from base 872 to 2242 and encodes 456 amino acids. Gene Ontology annotation, molecular function: metal ion transmembrane transporter activity. Gene Ontology annotation, cellular component: membrane. NCBI's taxonomy places the organism in Eukaryota, Viridiplantae, Streptophyta, Magnoliopsida, Solanales, Solanaceae. The transcript has 4 exons.
CAAUAACACUAACAAAACUUUGUUACGGUACAAAAUGCUGCUAAAAUGUCUCACAGAGAUUGACAAACUGGAACAUCUGUCUUCUUAUAUGAUAUGAUCUUUAGAAAAAUCAAGUAUAUGUCUAAAGUUGAAUUAGUUCCAAUGUUGUCAAUAUCACACACAUGUAAUUCUCCGGUUUGGAGCAAUUCUCACCUCUACUUCUUUCCUUAGGAUUUAUUUUUGGCAUAUGGGAAUUGAGAUUGACUAAUGUGACUAUUGAAUGAAUGGAAAUUAGGCUGCUUCAUUAAAGACCAAUAACUUUUUCCUUCAACAAACAGUUUUAACAAAUUCUUGAAUGCAUUUCUGUCCUGUUGAUCCUUUCUAGCAUUUUCUCUUAAUCACAUUUCUUGAUUUCUUACCAGGAAAAAAAAUAAAGAAAACACCGUAAAGAAACCAUUCCUUCCUCCUUCUCAACAUUUUUUUUUUUUUGCCACUGUCAAGGCUGGCACAUUGCAUGAAUUCUUUGGACCAAGAUGCUGUAAAAACAGUUUCCAUAAUUCUGUUCGUAUCUUAUUAUUUAUCCUUAAGUGGAUAAUGUGGGAUUAUAUUGGUUUUCGUGGUGAUAUGGGGUUAUUUUGGGUCUGAAUUAUUUUUGGUGAAAAGCAUUGCUAUAAAGAGCAUUUCCAAUUAAUACUGAAAUUGAGCAACAUUUUGCGUGUUUAAAGGAAUAUCAAGAUUGAACAACCAUAUAUAUUAUUGGACUUUGUUGUAUGAUUUGUUUUAUUCAGUGUAUAAGAAUUAGCUGAGGAGCGAUAAAGCUUACAAUCUCGAAAUACGAAGAGUGCCACAUAUAUUGGGACAGCGAGAGUAAAAUAUUUGGCUCCUCCUGUGCAUGGAGCUUACUCGCGAAGAACUGAUUGCAGAGGGAGAGGAAGAAAGAGAGGAAAUAGAUAUAGAAUCUACCUCACACACACAUAUUCCGGACAACUCUUACAAUUAUUCUGGUGGUGUAAGGCGAAAGGCCUAUAAGUUUGAUGGAGAAGGGAAUUAUUUCGACAAGGAAUGGGAUUUAUCAGAGGGAAGAGGCAAAGAAUUUUGUUGGUACCAUGUUGAACUUCCAAAGUGGAACCAAAAACUCUCACAAUCUGCACGGUAUCUUAUAGACGUACUAUGCCCGCCUCUGAAUCUCCAAGACAUUCUAUCACUAGUUAGCAAUGGACCCUUUUGUGGGCACGUUAACGGUGCUCUAGUUUUUCGAGUUAAUUCACCUGGCCCUGCAUCCAGCAACUUUACAUUUAGAAUUGCUGCAAGAGUUACAGAGAAUUUGGUGAUCACCGUGUCAUUAGGCCGCGUUCCAAGAUUGGGUUUUUCCCCGGUAAAUGAGUCUCUUCUCUCUGAGAUUCCCAUUGUGGAUAGUCCAAGUUAUGGUGUACAAAGGGAAUUAAGGGGUGGAACUGUAAUCAGGGAACAUGUUCUUGACUUUCUGCUGACAAAGAAUCAUUUUGAAGAGGCUGACAAUCCUGUGCCUAAAUCUGUGUCGAAUCUUGUUGUUCACAUUAUAGACACGCAUGUGGAUCACAUUCAAGAUAUUGUAACAAAGCUAGAGCUGGAGUUGGACUCCGUGGAAUUGGAAUUGGACAGAGGUGGUUUUUCCAUAAAGCAACAAAUGUUGGAUGAUAGAAGAUUUCCUAAGGUGCAUCUUGACUCGCAGCGCCUUCUCCAGGUGAUUGCAUAUGGGGAGCAAGUAAUUCCAAGAGUAAAGGAGAAGUGUUCUUCAAAAGAUUGGUUUGCCAGUGAUGACACUAACACCCUUGAAGAGCUAAUUGGUCAACUCAAAAGUCUAAACGAAAAUGUUGGGUUUAUCGCGAAUCGAGUUACAGGAAUUCAGGCUGGUCUUGAAAGUUGGCAAGCUGAUCAAAUUACUGGAAAACUAUACAACCUUUCUUUCCUCUCCAUCAUGUUUCUUCCCUUAACUGUAGUAACUGGAGUGUUUGGGAUGAAUGUGGGCGGAGUUCCUUGGACCAAUCAAAACGAACCUGAGCUGAAGGAUGGAUUCACCAAUGUCAUGUUACUUUGUGUAGCUCUGAUAUUGUUGGUUCUGCUUUGCUUCCUUUUCCCUGAUUUUUAUAGUUCUGUAAUGACUUGGAAGAGAAGAAGAGACAUGAAAAGAAAUUGGUCUCUCAACCACAAAUCUUCCCUUAGAAGAAAUACAAGCAGUAUUCGGGAAACAAAUGAUAAGGAAGGUUACCAGCAGCUGUAUUGAGUUGAAAAUAGAUAGGCAACAAUUUGCUGUUACUCUACUUGCUUGUUUCCCCAGGAGAAUGGAGCCGCGCAAAAGAAUCCUAGGGCUGGAUUGAGAUUGGCACUCCAGUGCAAAGGCGGAAGUUUGACUGCAAAAAUCACCCGACGGCAGGGACUAAAGUCGGCCUUAGCAAUCUGACAAAGCCAACUAGUGGAGGGAUAUGGCUUCACGUGAACCCAUGCGUCUUUUCCUAGACCAUGUAUAAUAAUGUUAUAGUUUUACAAGACUACUUAAAUAUAGAUAUGCACAUCCAAGCUCAAAGUAGUCUAUGGUGCAAUAAUUAUUGGGUGCACAUCUAUAAGUGAAAUCGGUUGUUCAAAUUCGCACAUGUCUUGUUAUUUUUUUACUUUCUUUUCUAGAAUUGAGCAGGUACACUUUUUUCUUUUUCCGUCCUUCUUUGUUUGGUUCAAAAUCCCCAAGUUUGACAGAUUUAAACUUCUAUUGUACUUUUGUCACUGUAAGUUUUUAAAGUAGCAGUGGACGAUGUAGCAGAUAGUCACUCAGCUCAGCUGAU